CCAUCAACCACAAACACCCCCAACACAACCAGCCACCAUGGGCGCAGUCGUCGCAGCCGUAUCAACGCCCCUCGCUGCCGUAGCUCUCAUCGCAACUCCCAUUGUCCUCAUCUUCGUCGCCCCCAGACUCGGCUCCAUCGACUCCAUCGACGGACCCCACAACCAGAACAUCGUGCAACGCGAUUUCAUCGCCGUCCUCGCGCCCCAAAAUACGGCUUACAAUCCAAACUUCGCAGUUGCUGGUGUGUCACCUUACUUGCCAAUGUCAAAGACUGUGACGAUGAGGUUGCGGGCGACGGCUGUGGAGGAUUUGCCGAGUGAGGAGGAUGUUAGGGCGUUUAUGGCUGUGGGUAUGGGGAAGGGUGUGCCUAGUGAGGAGGAGAUGAAGAGGUUUUUGGGUGAUGGUGCUGCUACGAUUUUGAUUGGAGGAAUUGGGGAGUUUAGGACUGCUGAGCCUUCUUCUAUGGUUACUGUUACUUCGAGUGCUGCGGUGGUGGAAUGUACUGGAUUGUAGUCGAGAGACGUCGGAUAAAGAUACUGGUGUUUUGAAAAGCAUGUUCAUUGACACACUCCAGUAUGGUAACAGUACCGGCGUUGCUUUCUUGACGAAUGCCAGUAAUCUUGUCUCGG
Messenger RNA from Aureobasidium subglaciale EXF-2481, 630 nucleotides. RefSeq lists its product as uncharacterized. The transcript has a single exon. Bases 38 to 514 code for a protein of 158 amino acids. The record is from RefSeq and is a predicted model, not a curated record. Lineage: Eukaryota; Fungi; Ascomycota; Dothideomycetes; Dothideales; Saccotheciaceae.